CCCGAGUGUUUCCGUGAGAAUCUGGUCGAAAUGACGUCACGAUUUCUGUCAAUAACUUCGCUGUGCGCGGUCCUGUUCGUUGCGUGCUACGCGAAGCCGACCGACGUGCUCUCGGACGGAUCGCCCUCGUUGAACCCAUUGCAACGACAGCUGAUCACGGCCGUGGAAACUGACACGAAGAGGCAGCAACGAUCCCCGCAGUUCGGAUUCCCUGAUGGCGGAUUCGACGGAGGAUUCGACGGAGGAUUCGGACCCUACUCGGACUUUGACAACGAUCGCCGGUACGAGAACCAUCGCAAGCAUCAUCAUAAGCAUCAUCACAGGCCGGAAGGCUGUCGGGAAUUUGGUUGUGGUGGAGGAUAUGAGCCGGUGCCGCCGUUCCAAGGCGGAGCAUCGGAAUCCGCAGCUCAGGCUUCCGCCGGAUCCAAUGGAGGACCUUUCGGUGGAGGAUCGUCGGCUCAGGCUUCCGCCGGAUCUGCGGGUAUUGACGGGCCCUUCGGAGGACCUUUCGGUGGAGGAUCGUCGGCUCAGGCUUCCGCCGGAUCUGCGGGAAUUGACGGACCGUUUGGAGGCGAAGGCGGAAGCCAGGCGAACGCACAGAGCGCGAGCUUCAACUUCGGCCCGGUCUCUGCCUCCUUCAGCAUCGCCGAAUCGUCGUCCGGUGGUCAACGGUUUUGAGAUCACGGUCCAACAGCCCUGGGGAGCAUCCGCUGAUUUAUUGGUGCACCGAUCGACGAUCCGCGCCGAUGCUCGGCCAUUGUUUACAAACAUUCUACGUCACUAGGUAUAAGUAAAUAAAGCAGCAGCCCGCCGCAGCGGAGGCGAGGUCGUGCGUGAGUUCGCGAGUGCAUGCGUGUUCGCCACCCUCCGUCUCCGAAGAUUUCCUGGGAGCGAGUUCCCUUUGUCCACGCGGGCAACCACCAGAUGUUCCUGCAAAUAAAACCGACAAAAUAUCGCGACGCUGCAUCCCAGAUACGGGAGGAACGAAGACUGGAGCAAGGGCAGAGAAAGACCGAAGACCGGAGGGCCCGAGGAUUAACAGCACAAAGGGAGGCCAAAGAGCGGAGGGCUCGCAAAAAGCGAACACCUAAAAUUCGGAUCUGAACCGAGCGGAGCGGUGUGCAAUGACCGGGCGAUCCGCGCACACGCGAUCAUCCACGCGAGCCUGUAUCAUCCCGCUCGCGUCUCGAUUCCGGCUAAAACUUUCUCCGGCCGAACGAGACCCUGUUAGAUACCUGUUCUUGCGAAUAAACGUUUUGCGCCUGCUACGAUGAUAUGGCCUUGAUUCCACGUUUCCGUUCCCAGCGAUCGUAAUCGCUUCGUUCCUGCUUAGU
Molecule: messenger RNA, 1334 nt
Organism: Nomia melanderi (Alkali bee)
Lineage: Eukaryota; Metazoa; Arthropoda; Insecta; Hymenoptera; Halictidae
Source: RefSeq, a predicted model, not a curated record